GUGCGGUGAGAGCCAGCAAUAGUCCACGAUGCUGUAUUGCAUGUAGCCCAGGAAAAAGCCAAAAGCUACGUCGGUGACAUUGUGCCGCCCCAGCAUGACCCUGGAGAGGCCCACGAUGAAGGUCCACAGUACUGUCAGCACCCUCAGUGGAAUGGCCAGCACCAGGUGGUUCAGGAUGAACCGCGACAUCAGGGCAGCCCUGCUGGCAUGGCCCGAGGGGAAGGAGUACUUGUCCACCGAGAGGGUCACAAACAUGUCCAUUUGGUUGUGGGCCGGGCGGCGCCUACGGACCAGCGCCUUGAUCACGGUCACCAGGAGCAGGUCCAGCAGCAGGGCGAAGAGCAGGUUCAUCAGCACCUCGCGCCCGGCCCAGCUGUCGCUUCUGAACAGGCCGUAGAGGGUGCCCAGCAGCCAGGGGAUGCCGUGUCCGGAGAUCUCCAGCAGCUUCAUAAGGGGCCGCAUGCUGCCCCACGACGAGUUCUCCCCCGCGCACACCCCCAGCUUCUUGGACAGCCACAAGUCGAUGGCCAGCAGGGAGCGCAGAGCGAUGCCCAGGAAGGACGGGUUUAGGUCCAUGCGGUCAUCCUCGGGUAGCGCGGGCGGGGGCGCCUGCGAUGGCCCGGUCCCAGCCAGGGGAAAGGAGCCGCGGCGGUGCACCGGGCUCUCGGACGCGCGGAGCCGGGCGCAGAUUUCUUGCCCUGGGGUGUUCCUUCCCGGCAAGCAGGAUGUGUACCUUGCUGUUUACCUCCUGAAUCAAUACCUGGAGACAGACUGUUUUCCCUCUGUGUUCCCUAUUAUGAUUCAGCAGAACAUGAGGUUUGAAAAGGUGUUUGAAAACGCAAUAGAUCCUGGAGCUGUAGCAGACAUUUUAGAAAGCUUCCUAACCAGGUUUGAAUUAAUACAGCAAGUGCCUCCAGGGUGGGCAGAGUUGGCCUACUAUGAAGAAAACACACGGGAUUUUCUUUUCCCUGAGCCCAAGCUGACACCUUCACACCCUGGGAUGUGUAGGGAGGUGCUCAUGAAGACGGUUGCAGGUUUUCCGGGCAUUGCUCCCAAAAUAGAGUUUUCUACAAGGACAGCCAUCAGAGAAUGUGUGUUUCUGCAUAGAAACAGAUGUCUGGAAGAAAAAUAUAAGUCACGAAGGUCUUUGUCUAAUUCAUGGAGACCACCGCUCCCCUUGGAUGAUAUAAAGGUGAAGGCAAAGGAGGGCAAUCUCGACAGACCGCCUCGAGGCAUGCAAUCCCGGGCGUCCUCUCCGUAUGCCACCCGGCGUUUCUGCCAGGAUCAGCCAGCUCAACUGAACUUUGGAAAUGAUUUCAAAAUCUCUAGACAAAGCAAACCUCCAUUUGUGGUUAGACAUGUGGACAGUGCAAAGCCCUUUGGUGAGGAUGUUUCAGAGCAUCAUUCCCGGAAGUCUAGAAGAAAGUCUAAGUUUUCAAACUUUCCGUUUCCAAUGAGAAGAGCUUCUUCUUUUGACAGCCUUGCAGCUAACAUAAAGGUUGUCAAAGAGCCAGAUGAACGGAUUGUUUUAAGGAAUGAGUCACCAUCACCCUUAGAUUCGAGUAAGUUUGGAAAGCCCUCGCCCAGUUACAGUGACCAAGGGGAUGCCGAUUGCCGUCGGGAAACUUCAUUUGCCGCCUCCCAGCACUGCAGGUCUCCCAGCCCUCUUCUGGAUCAGCCCCUUCUCCGAGGAAGGUUCCAUCCUAGUUCUCAGUCUACAUGGAAGAAGAUCCAUGAAAGGGUAUGCAGUCUUCUGACAUCCCACAGAGCUCAGCAGCACCUAGACAAGGAAGAUUCUUUCUCUAAAGUAAAUUGUAUCCUUGAAAGACCCAGCUACCAUCUGAAGAAAUACCCAGUGCAUGAAAAGAGAUAUUUUUGAGCUGCUGUCUUAUGGUAAACUGAAUGAAAGCUGGAGGAGCAUCAUGAAGAACUCCCUCAUCGAGUCAACUGACACAUCCUUAGAGAGAAGGACAACAAUUUUUAUGUGUAAUGAGUCACCGGGUAUCUAAUCCCCUUUAAAUAAAACCCUGUACCUCAGUCUUUUGUAUUCAGGUAAGAGUCAUUGAUUAAAGCGUUUGCUGCUUGGGGCUCAUAUUUUCUUGUCAAGCUGGAAAAUUUGUGUUCUGGUUUGUUUGUGUGUUUGUUUUGAACUUGAAAUAGAAAAUACCAAUAGUUGAGUGGUAGAUGCUUUUUCAUUUGGAAGGCACUUAGAAUUCUAAUGAAAAUAUCAAGAUGGCUUUUCAAGUGUUCCUCAUUUUGGGCAGUGGAUGUGUUCUUGAAAAGUUCUUUUUUCUCCUCCCUCCCCUCCCCCUCCCCCCUCAAUCUCUCUCUCUUUCUUUCUAAAUCAAUUUACAUUUUACAUGAUCUAGAGGAAGCUGCUAUUUAGAGGAAUAACCCGGUAAAUCCUUCACGAAAAGACUGUCAACGUGAUUUUCUUUUUUUGGUAAAUCUAUUUUCUGUUAUUUGUUUGUUUUUUAGUGUUAGACUUGAUUUACAUGAAGUCCACCGAAAACCUAGAAAGACAGAGUAUAACAUCUGGAGAAUUCAGAUCUUGCUCUAAAGGUUCAAUUUCUAUGAUGCAUUUGUAGGAGGAGGCUGAUUUCUUUGGACUGUAGUUUAAACUCCUCCUUGUGUCACCUAGCCCUCCUUUUUUUCCUUUUUAUUAAGAAUUUAUAAAUUCUUAAUAAUUUAUAUGAGGAACAAAACCUUCCUCAAAUAUUUCUCUGAAAGAACUGCUUUAAGUAAAUAGGCUCUUCGAAUAUGGCUGUUGAAAACUGGAUUUAAAAUUAGUUAGAAGGGUACUUGUAUGAAAUGUUUACACAGCUUGAGGGAACAUGAAGAGGAUGGGGAUGCCAGGAAGGGGGACCGGGGGCACGUCAAUCUUUGUGGGUGCGGACCAGGGAAGAGCAGCCUGAGAAUGGAAACCUUCAUCUUUCCUUCAUACGGUAACCUGAGCGCUUUCCUCUACACACCCUAACACCCUUUUAGUUUUUACAAGAUUCAGUGAGAGUCAGGUUUUCUUUUCUCAUUAUGACCACAGGAAUUCGUUCAUUAGGCAAAUUAGGAAAAUGAAAUUAAAAAUUAAAGGAGAAAAAAACUCUCCAAAAACAAAAACAGUAAAACAAAACUCAUUUAUCCUUUUCUCAGAAUUUCAGCCAAAUAAAGGUAUCUAUUACCAAAAGGUUUCCAUUUUUGGAAAACAGACAACACGCUUAAAUUACAACUGCUCAUAUGUUCUCGAUAUGUCUGAAACUAUAGUUGUCAAUUUGUUAUUUUGACGUCUAAGUAGUCAUCAAAAAUAAAAAAUACUGUGUUACGUUAAGACUGUGGUACAAUUCUCAGAAAGGGGUCACUUACAACAAGGUAUACAAGCAGCUGAAGGAAAUCAUUUCUACUGAGUUGGUAUCCCAUGUAAGUUAUUGUUCAAAUAUACACUGUUACAUUCACUGUUCGGUUCUUUUGAAAUGGUUUGAGCACCUUAAUUCAGUUUAGGGAUAAGAUCUGAAGUGCCCAUUCUUAUUUAAAGCCUUUUUUUCUUUCUGCUUUUUCUCCCCAAAUCCCCGCAGUACAUAGUUGUAUAUUUUAGUUGUGGGUCCUUCUAGUUGUGGUAAAGCCUUUUUUUUUCCCCACAAAUUAAUCUACCUUUUUCUCACUUUCUGAUCUGCUAACUCUGUUGCUUAAAUUAUUCCUAUUUUACCUUUUAAUUGCUCAAGGAAUUAUUUCAGUUUUGAGGAAUCAUAUUGGAUCCAGGAUUGCAGUUGAGGUAUUUUGCUUUGGGAGUAUAUAAUAAUGUGAAUAAUUUUGUGACAUACUGGGGUUUGGAUUACUUUGGGGAGAUGUGUCAUUAAACAUAAUAAAAAUUCC
Messenger RNA from Equus caballus (horse), 3864 nucleotides. It is a transcript of the gene SPATA6L, whose product is annotated as spermatogenesis associated 6 like. Gene Ontology annotation, biological process: spermatogenesis. NCBI's taxonomy places the organism in Eukaryota, Metazoa, Chordata, Mammalia, Perissodactyla, Equidae. The record is from RefSeq and is a predicted model, not a curated record. Gene Ontology annotation, molecular function: myosin light chain binding.